CAGUUGUUGGUUAAUUGUACUGCCGGACAGUUAGAAGAUUUGAAAAAAGUGAAAUUUUCUAAAUAUUUUUUCAAUAAAAGCCGUUUCAGAUUGAAAAUCGAAGAAGCUCGAAGAACAACAAGAAUUAUGGCUCAUGAAACAAAACAGGCGUCUGGCAAAGAAAAACAUCAUGGUCAUGGCGAAGAUGAGAUUGCGGUGGCCGAUGAUGAUGAAAUCGAAGAAAUUGAUAUAGCACAACAGAAAACAUUCAGCGAUCGUAUUACACAAGCAAUGGAAAAGUUUGCAAGCAAUCGUAUGGGUCAAUGGAUGAUUGAGAGAACUGAUCGUGUGCUGAAAGUGUUGGAGGAUACGGCAAAAUGGAGUUUGCCACAAGAUGACACUGAAUUACAACUCGAACGUCCAUUGCCAUGGAUUUUCUUUCUAACCCUGAUUGUUUGGUUGCGUGUCUUUCGUAUUUGGCUGUCCGUAGGAUCUUAUAUUGUGGGAUCACAGCCGGUAACACCGCACACCAUGGUCUACUACAUGCAGACCAAACGUCGCCGUUUAAGAGCCAUACGCGUUCAAGGCCUUAAAUCGAUAAGAUAUCGUGAGAUAGAAACCACAGUCAUGCAUAGUUCGAGCAAUAAUGUAACGUUCAUGGGAAAAUUGCGUAAACUUUUCAGCAGUGCCAUUUGUAAACCGGGUCAACAUCGUGAAGUACCAGCUCGUCGUGUAUUUGUUCAGGAUGGCAAGGGAGCAAAGGAUUCGUCUGAACGCUCUACUAAGAGACCAAGGGAUGAUGAUGCUGCCGACCUAAAUCUGACUGUCGAUGAAAUGUUGGAAAAGUAUGCUAAUGAAGAUUCGGAUAAUGAUUCCGACUAUGUACCCAAAGAAGAUGAGGAUGACGACGAUAGUAGUACCACUUCUAUUAGUUCCUGUACGAGUGAUGAAGAGACUGAAAGGAAAAAUCAAGAGAAAUCCUCAGAAACUCAAAAGGACUCCACUACAUCUCAAAACGAUGAAAAACCAAUGGCACCAAAAAAAGAUGAAACCAAAGAAAAUGGUGGGGUAAAAAAUCGUCAAAACCCUAAAGACCUGGACGACAACAAAACUGAGUCUCACUCGCCGGCAGAUAGUGAUGACGAAGAAAUGCACACGCCCAAAGAAACCGCCAACACAAAUGGAUCAUCCGAGGAGAGAGACACCACAGAAACAUCAGCAGCGACAACAGAAGUCGCACCAACACAAACCUCACUGAAUACUCCAAAAACUACACAGACUCAUUUGACGGCACCACAAAUGCAGGAGAACAAACAAAAGUCCACACCAGGCCAUGAAUCGGCGGCAUCUUUAAAGCCUUCUCUACCCAUUGCAUCUAAAGCAGUACCUUUUAAUCCACCUCGAGUAAGAGUCGAGGAUAAAUCUUAUAGAACCAUAACCACACAAACUGCCAUAGAAUUAGAUUGGACUAUAACAAUUAAAACCGAAAUUACCCAUACGAAACACUAUCCGAAAUUGGAAAAAUUGGAUUGUUCGGUGACUUUGACACCGGCCUCAUCUACGGAAGAUAUCUUCUAUAGUCCCAUUGGCUCCCCCCAAGAUUUCCAUUCCAUAUUCCAUCCCGCUCCCAUUGUAAAAGAUGCCAAUCAUGCAGCCCAAACUUCCACGCCCAAAGAAGCUGAUCAACACGUAAGCCCUAGCAGUGAGACUCAUGACACCUUGGGCGCAGGCAAUCAGAAGAAACAAUUAAAUCAUACAGCUCAAAAUAAACAGAAUAAUCAUCAUAAUCAUGCUAAGAAUCGUAAUAAAAAUCGUCGUUGAUAUUUAUAAUUUUUUAAGAGAAUUUAUUUAUUCUUUUCUCUUAAUUAUUAAUUUUUUUAAUACUAUUUUUUUUAUUAUUUAGUUUUAGAAUAAAAUCGAGAUAUUUUUGAAUUGUGAAUUUUUUUUAAAGAAAAGUAAAUACAAAUAAUAAUAAAAUGAAUAAAAGUUAUGUAAGUAAUUGGAUUUUAA
Messenger RNA from Calliphora vicina (urban bluebottle blowfly), 1989 nucleotides. RefSeq names its product jabba (gene Jabba). The transcript has 10 exons. The record is from RefSeq and is a predicted model, not a curated record. The coding region runs from base 127 to 1800 and encodes 557 amino acids. Lineage: Eukaryota; Metazoa; Arthropoda; Insecta; Diptera; Calliphoridae.